AUGCUGCUCCGCUCCAUCGCGUGCCGCGCUCCGACUCCCGCGGCGCUCGGCGCCGAGUUCGCCAAAGAAAUAGCGGCCGCCGGCGCGCCCGACGCGCUGCUGUGGCUCACGGACGCGAGCGACGCGGCGUUCGUCGCGCGAGCGGCCGCGGACGCGUGCGGCGCGGCCGUCGGCGCGCGGACGGCCGGCGGCCUCGUCGGCGGCGGCCGCGAGCACUACGGGCCGCCGGAGGGCCCCGAGCCGCGCGUCGUCGGCGGCAUCGCGACGGAGAGCGAUCUGUACCUCGGCGGCGACGCGCUCGACGGCGGCGUCGUGGGGCUCGCGCUGCACGGCGCGACGCUCGACGCCGUCGUCGGCCAGGGCGCGACGCCCGUCGGGCCGGCGUUCAAAGUGACGGCGUGCGAGGGGAACGUCGUGCGGGCCCUCGACGGAUCGGACGUCGGCGCGGCGCUCGACCCGGUCCUCGCGGACUGGAACCCGAUGAUGGGCGACCUGAAGAUCGGCGUCCGCGUGCCGACGCGGGCCGCCGCGGACGGCGGGCCCGCGCGCGCGGACGCGCCGGACGCCUACGUGGUCCGGCAGCUGCUCGGCAUGAACCGGGAGGCGUCGGCGCUAGCGAUCGGCGCGGCGCCGGACCUCCUCGCGGCUGAGGACGUCGCGAUCCAGCUGCACGCGUUCGGGCCGCAGGCGGCGAAGCGCGAGCUCGAGGACGCGGCGGCGCGGCUCACGGGCGGCGCGGGCGGGCUCAUUGUGCCCUGCGUCGGCCGCGGGCCCGCGCUCUACGGCGAGGCCGACGUCGAGAGCCGGGCGCUGGCCGCGGCGCUCGGGCGCGAGCUCGAGCUCGCGGGCUUCUUCGCGAACGGCGAGAUCGGGCCCGUGGGCGCGCGGACCUUCGUGCACACGUUCUCGACGGUCGUCGGGCUGCUGCGCUAG
Aureococcus anophagefferens is the source of this 933-nucleotide messenger RNA. RefSeq lists its product as hypothetical. The record is from RefSeq and is a predicted model, not a curated record. The transcript has 2 exons. The coding region runs from base 1 to 933 and encodes 310 amino acids. Lineage: Eukaryota; Pelagophyceae; Pelagomonadales; Pelagomonadaceae.